Actinia tenebrosa (Australian red waratah sea anemone) is the source of this 2633-nucleotide messenger RNA. RefSeq lists its product as uncharacterized. The record is from RefSeq and is a predicted model, not a curated record. NCBI's taxonomy places the organism in Eukaryota, Metazoa, Cnidaria, Anthozoa, Actiniaria, Actiniidae.
UUCUUUUCAUCUGUCGAUUCACCACGUGCGUUUCUUGGAAUACGAACUUCUGACCUACAGAUAUAAAGCACUUGUAACUUGCCUUCUGACUGGCUGGAUUUCCACUUUUUGACGUGACGUACUGUCUACUCACCGCUAACAUAACCGAUUUAUUCCUUUUUCAAGGGCAUUACUUUAGGGGUGUUUUGGUCUGCAACGAGAAGAACCGUAGAGUUCGUACUUUCUUCUGCCUGUGAGCCAGUCUGUGUUCCGAGUUCAUUUCCAGCAGCCACCAAAAUGAAGACGAUCAAAGCUGUAUCGAUUUUAUUGUUUUGCGGAGUAACAUUGUUAUCCAAUGCAGCCGCUCAAACAACCAUCAAGUUUCUUCCUGUUCUGUUCGUGUCGYCUGCACCAGAUAGACCUGCACCAGACUCAGCAGUCAUCUAUGCUGCAACUAUUUGUGAUGGUAAACUUUACGAUGGCAAUUUGACCGUUGCUAGGGUAAACCUACCGAAUGGAUGGAAACCAGUUAUUGGCACGUAUGCUAAACUUGAGGUAUGUAGCGAUGAAGAAUGCACCAAAAUCUACUGUUSUAAUUGGGCAUCUGGCAAGUUCAGUGGUAAUCAUUACUGCAACUUCACCUACAAUGCAACCAUGAAUGAUCUAUACUUGCGUGUAACCGCUGGACCGAGCCCUAACAUUGAUUGGACUGUAGCKGUUGAGUUUUUGAACACCAAAACCCCGUUAUUAGAACGACCACCUUUGCGUAAUGCCAUGGACUUCCCAGAACCAAUAGCCAAGGAUGGUGUGCGUGCAAAUGUUCAAGUUUUGAUGCAGAUAGUGAAGACCGCAGCGGAACAGACCGUCUUGACUCUUGGACAUGACGAGUUUCUCUUCAGGUUUUGUCCUGAUCGACAGACGGGAGACCGCUACGACAUAACCGUCGCUGUAACUGGAACAGACUCCAAGUCAGCCAUGGCUACUUAUGUGUGCCUGCCGAACGAGUUACCCUGCUCUGUCUCAAGCUCCACUCAUUACGACCCACGUGGUAUCGGUAUCAAUACCGUUACCMUGACAACUGGUAGUAGUCAGUUGAGUGAGYUACACGUGAUAGUGGUGGGAUGGGGUGAUGGUGAACAGACCAACACAUUCACACUGGGUGCCACUGUUACUAAAAAAACAUAGAACAAACGAGCAUGCCGGGACCAGGUCUGUACAAUGCUUUCUUGAGGUACAAUUAACAGYUACACCCGAAGUCCACAUGGUCUACGAGCCAAUAGCCCAUGCCCGAAUUGAUUUAGUCUAAACCUUCUACAGUAAUUAUUAAUCGGUCGAAUAAAUGGAUUCAAAUGAUUAAUCUUGAAAUUAUGUUUGAAAACGCGAGUAAGUGUCAAUAGACCAGUAGUGGCUCAGCCAAUCAGARCACAGGACUGCGAAAUUGUGAUUGGCUAGUAAGCUMCUAGUGCUCUAUUUCUUAUAACGCAUAGUUUAGAAAAAUGAUGUUUUGUAAAAAUUAUGAAGCUGAAUUUCUAUCCGCCAAAUCUCUUUCGGAUAUCUUAAGGGUAUUUGUGACAGAAGUGUAUCUUACAAACGCUUCUGAAAAUGCACUUACUAAAAUAAUAAGCCGUCUCGCCCUUCCUCGAUAAUGAAUUACGUAUUAGAUAAAGAUAUUCGGGCUAUGUGACUGUUAAUACCACGAGAAAGCAUUGUAUAUCUAUUUUAUCUCAUGCUCUCGAUAUAGAGCCAURAUACUGCCUUGCUUCCUGAUUGGCUGUAUAUUCUGUAGCAUGUGAUAAACAAGACURACGCACUACUCGGAACUUGGGAAAGCUGUUGUCGUUAAUUUUCUCAUUACUUCAUUUUUUUAUUUUUUUAUUAUAUUUUAUUUUUGUUUUAUUUUUCUUGCUUUAUAAAAUUCGCGAUAACAUGCAGACAUGUCAGACUAUUGAUCUCCCAUCUUGAUCGCUAAAUUAUCUAAUUACAAAAGGAAAUGAACUAAAAACUCAUUGGAGAAAAAAGUAAAGAGAUUUCGUCAUGCAACAUCAACACAAGCCAAUAGAAACAACUACAGUGAAAAAGGAAAAUAGAGAUGUCUUAAUAUCAGCUGCUCAAGAACACAUACAUAUGUCAGAUGUUAGCCGCCACUGUUUUAGUUUUCCAAACCAGCACUUUUCGCUACUAGUGUAGAUAGACCACUAGUAGCUCAGCCAAUCAGAGCACUGUAGGACUGUGAUUGGCUAGUAAGCUACACCUACAGUCAACAUGGAAAAUAGAGAUGCCUUAAUAUCAGCUGGUUCAAGAACACGUUUGUCAGAUGUUAGUGGUUGGRCAUCUUGAUUGUCUAAUAUUGCCACAUCUAUGAAUUAGAAUAAAAAACCAUUCAGAUUUGAAUAUAAGAACCGGAAUUAGGAGAUAGACUAUUUGGCGGAAAGAGAAAACAAACACCUACGGCGGAUACGUCUUUCUUUUUGAUAUGUUAGGAAAUAAGAUAUCUGUUUUCAUAAACGCAAGUCGCUUGCGUUAAAUUAACGACUAAUUUCUGAGCGCGWAGACUACCGAUUGUUUGUAUGGCGCUUUUGAGUUUUUUAUUUUAUCUUUUUAAAUAAGAUCUUUGCCGCUGAUSUUUUAAAAUUAAACAUGUGAACCGCGUCUGA